This is a messenger RNA of Aplysia californica (California sea hare), 2877 nucleotides long. RefSeq lists its product as uncharacterized. Lineage: Eukaryota; Metazoa; Mollusca; Gastropoda; Aplysiida; Aplysiidae. Gene Ontology annotation, cellular component: membrane. Gene Ontology annotation, molecular function: sucrose:proton symporter activity. The record is from RefSeq and is a predicted model, not a curated record. Bases 538 to 2877 code for a protein of 779 amino acids. The transcript has 4 exons.
UGUUAUGUCAAGUCGUGAAUGCACGAGCAGGAGCAACAACCUGUGACAGUUAUGUCGUCACACUCGUCCUAGGAACAUUGUGCCGAGUCCCAGCCUCUUCUCCCACAAGUCAACGAACUCUCUGCUUCUUCCGGCUCUAACUGCCAUUCUGGUCUGACGUCACAGGAGGAAGGGGGAGGAGGAGAAGGAGAGGACUGUCGACUUACACAAGCAGACGACCACAAGUCUAGACAGGAGGAGGACGGGAGGAGAGAUUUCGUACUCUCGGCACGACUACACUUCCGAAGAUGUUAUUCCGAACCUAGAACAUUCCCCGAUGUACAGUUACACUACACGUCUGACCUUGACCCUGGCGUAGAGUCACGUGAUCCGACCAACAGCUGCCUCCAAAGUUUAGUAGAAAGCCGAGUCGGAGGAAGAAACACCCUCACCUCCUGGUUGCCAUGGAAACGUGACGUAAGACCGCAGAGAAGCGUUUCGUCACCGGGGCAGAUAGCAGACGAGAACCCUUCUUCUUCUUCUUCUACUUCCACCACUAUGGACGUGGGAAUUCUCCGCGCUCUGAACACCGUCAAGAACAAUCCUUACGUCCAGUAUGUGGGCCUGGGCUUGGCGGGAUUGGUCACCCAGAAGGAACAGAGGGACGAGAAGACGGGAGCUCAUCUGAAGAAGACAAAACUCCAGCUGGUGCGCAUCAGUGCGGCGGUGUGUGGAAUAGAGCUGUGCUACGCCGCGGAGACCGCUUUUGUCAGUCCCAUCUUGCUGAAGCUGGGUGUCCCCGCGUCGCUCAUGACCAUGAUCUGGUGCCUCAGUCCCAUGCUGGGGUUCUUCCUCGUGCCCGUUAUGGGGUCCCUCAGCGACAGGUGUAAACUGCGACUGGGGCGACGAAGGCCUUUCAUCAUCCUCAUGAGUGUUGGGAUUAUCUUGGGUCUGGCCCUUGUUCCGAACGGAGAGACUUUUGGUAUCUUGUUAGGGGAUUCGGGGAACGAAACACUAAACACGGGUGGGGGUGACGGCGGAGGUGGUGGUGGUGGUGGUGGUGGUGGUGGUGGUGCAGGGGUAGGUGUUGGGGUGGGUAGGUUAGGGAGAGGAGGAGGAGGAGGAGAGGGGAGAGGAGGAGGGUUUUCCCAAAACUUCACUAGCAAUCAAACUUCAGAGGACACCUCGACAGGAAUCUCUUUCAGCGUCCCACCCGAGCACUUCCGUGGUAUCAUUUUCACCAUUCUGGGCGUGGCUUUGUUAGAUUUCAACUGCGACGCCUGUCAAUCACCGUGUAGGGCGUAUCUGUUGGACGUGAGCUUACCGGAGGAGCACCCGACUGGCUUGACGAUGUUCACCGUGAUGGCUGGGGUGGGGGGAACGGUAGGCUACGUCAUGGGAGGCAUCGACUGGAACUCCACGGACAUCGGGAAGAUAUUCGGGGGUCACAUCCGGUUUGUCUUCACGAUCGUUCUGUUGGCUUUCAUAGUGUGUCUCAUCUCUACGCUCACGUCAUUCCGGGAAAUCCCGCUGUCUGAGCUGAGCGUGACACCAGAGCAGCUACAGAAGAAGAAAAAGAAAGUAGGGAAGUCUAAAUAUAGAAAGUUUACAAACGAGGACUCGGAUUCUGACGUUGACGGCGAUGAUCGAGCGGGUGUUCUAGGCGCUGUUGAGAGGGGCGUGAACAGGAAAACUACGUCAUACGGGGCGGUGUCCGACUUCUCCUCCACCACCCCCGACCUGUUCCGGUCACAAAACGACCACAGGUCGACGUCUAGACAGUCGGAAAGCGAGAGUACAGGAGCGUUGGGGAGUUCAAGCAGAGCUGGCAAAAAGGCUGCUGCUGAUAACACAACGGCCAAGAAAUCAUCGGGGAGCCCGGACGGUUUCCAGACAUCAAACACUUCGUCGAUAAAUUUGAGUAACGGCGACGUCCGCUCGGGUCUGGUGACCGAUCAAACAGCCCCCGUGUCAUCUUUGCCGGGUCAGAAAUCGAAAGAGCAGCCAAUAUUGGAGUCGGGUGGUCAAAUAUCUGGCCGUGGACAGCGGGAUGACGCGUGUGUGUCCAGAGGAAAGGCAGACUCGCCGUUGAUGAACGGUCAGGUUGUGAGUCAGAAUGGAUCAAUACGUCAUCACGGCGAAGAUUCUUCCAGAAAAGAGGCGUGGCAACCCCACAGAGGUCAGAACAGUGAAGGUCAAACAUCAACAGACGGGAAUAGGUCACUGGUAGCCUCCGCUGAGAGAGGGCGAUAUAAUGGAUCAACAGCGGUUGUUGGCUCGGAAGCCGGACACUAUUAUGAGGGAGAAGAGGAGAUUAGUCCGUACAACAAGAGCAGCGUCAACGCUUCGUGUACGGACUUGGAGCCAGUUAUCCCGGACGCUCCAAACACUGUGGAAGUGUCUACUGACGUCACUCUAGGGAUGUACCUCAAGUCCAUUGUGCGCAUGCCCAAGUGUAUGUGGGUCCUGUGUGCCUGCAACCUCUUCUGCUGGAUGUCGCUCGUCUGUUACUCGCUGUACUUCACGGACUUUGUCGGUCAGUCUGUGUACGGCGGAGACCCCCAGUCCCCCGUGGGAAGUGACGCUCACAACCGCUAUGAUGACGGAGUCAGACUUGGGUCCUUCGGCAUGGCUCUCUACUCCCUGGCCUGCUCUGUCUACUCACUGCUCAUUGAGAAGUUCGUGCAGCGAUUCCGUGAGUUGCUGAAGACAUUGCUGCUUCUGUUUUUUCAAGCGAGCAACAUGGCGUCUGCAGACAGACAUCUCUUCAACAACACUCCCCGCACCGCGUCCUUCACCUCGCUAGAAGGUCAUGAAGUCUGGCACCUGGCACCAGGGGGAACUGAAGUGGGCGGGGCGUUCUUAUCGGUGACCUUUGUAGGCUGGGCGCACGGGUGA